CGCCGCGUCCGCGUCCCUCCGGCUCGUGGCAACGCUAGCGCCCUCCGGUCCUCUGUCCUCCUCCGCCACCUCGACGUGAGCUGCGGAGACCGCCCUCCGCAGUCCGUUUGACGUGUGGGGUGGGCCUGGCGGCCGGUGACCGGUGAACGCGCUCUCGCUGCUCACCUGGGCUGUCCACAUCUCCAGCGUCACCAAGUGGGAGAUGACGGGUUCAGAGUUGAUUUAGUGACCAAGAAAACGGAGGAAAUCCACGAGGGAUGAACCAUUUUCCAGGUUCCACUUCUUGGUGUAGCAAUGUGUGCAUGCACGUGGAAUUUCUUCUACAAUUCAUAGUCCCUCGAAGUCCUUGUAAGCCUUCAAGGUGCUCUGACAGUGAUCGGUAACAUAACAAUGUGCAUAGCUGCAUGCCGCAUCUUCAAAGCAUCCCAGGAAGGCUCAAAAAACUUCAUAGGCUGCAAGAUUGGAUCUUACAACCGGUCUGGCAAGGGAUGCUACGCUACACCCCAUUUGAAAGUUGACAUUGCUGCGAGCCUGAGACGGUGGUAGGAGAAAAAACAGUUAGAAGGUUGAUUUGAUUGGCUUUACCUUCUGAAACAUGAUCGUGAGUCGUGACCAAGCUGAAGAAAUACAGAUCUGCAUAUGUCGUGUAAACGCCGGUUAAAAUAACCCUGAAUCCGGUUACAGCCUAGGGCCCGGUUUCCUUCCUUCCAGGAUUAUAUAAUCCAACUUAUAGAUUAUAUAUUCACUGGAUUAUAUAAUCUGGACUGUGGGUCAUAGAAUCCAUUCACUCGAUACAGAGAGAUGCCACUCAUGAGAACGCAACAACAGUUUGGAGCACUGAAUGUUAGUACAAUGACACCAUCUCUCCACCACUGCAAAACCCUGUCCCCGCAAGUUCACCCGUUCAUGGCCAUCAAACCAAUCCUGCCAAAAAAAGGCAUCAAAGUACCUGCUGCUCUCCAUCUCGAGGUGCCACUGGCAUGUGGCCUCAUGAUGCUGAACCCUGAACUCAACAUGGACGUCGCUGUUUGCCGGACGAGGAUCGCACGUGUUCGUGCGGGGGGCCAGUGCCAAUGGCGAAAGCUGCAGCAACGAUGGAUGAUGGUGCUUGUGUGCUCUGUCAAUGUGUGUGUGCAGCAGGGAGAGGUCAAGCGUCGGAAUGAAACCUCCACUCGGCGAAGAUAUGGAUCAAAUGAGUGGACGCGGGACCUGGGCCGGGUCAGUGUGGGGGCGACACGCGUCCCCCAUCGGGGGAGCGUCUGGGGGUGGCAUCGGACGCUGCAGAUCCAGAGCACAGGUGCUGUUGAUCUGAUCUUGAGGUGUCAAACGCAAAUCCUCUUGUGUACCUCCUUGGCUUGCCUUGUGUCAUUGUGUGUGUGUGUAAUGAGUGCAACUUUUGGCCAAAGCUGGGGCGGAGUGGCCCAAAGUGUCUUCCCUGCCCCCAAGUUUUUUCGUCGAGAGAUUCUCGUUUCCAUGAUGGUGUUGUGACGACGCAGUAGCUAACCCGGGGUGCCGGGGCUAAUGGU
This is a messenger RNA of Zea mays, 1526 nucleotides long. RefSeq lists its product as uncharacterized. Lineage: Eukaryota; Viridiplantae; Streptophyta; Magnoliopsida; Poales; Poaceae. The record is from RefSeq and is marked predicted.